AUGGCAAGCUCAAGAAUCAACGAGGAUCGCAGCAAUCGAUCUGCUGCUUUUAGAGCUGUCUUAGAGGGGAAAAGACGGUCAGUAGAAAACUUUCGUAGGUUUUGGAAGGAAGAAGGUGUGAAUCCACUAGAUAAAUGUGGUGAUACUGUUCUCCAUUUUCUGGCCAUUCACGGAAAUGCGGCUGCCUUCAAAUUACUUCUGCAAGAUGGUCUUGUGACCAGUGAAAAUCUGAAGGCAAAGAAUGUCAACGGCAACAUUGCAUUGCGUGAAGUUGCAAGAUUUGGCCACAAGGAUGUUGCAGAGAUCAUGAUAAGGACAGAAAACAAAUUAGUGUCUGAGAGCAACAAACUGGGAAGUUUUCUCACUUCUGGAAAAGCAUAUCGGUGA
Coffea arabica (coffee) is the source of this 387-nucleotide messenger RNA. NCBI's taxonomy places the organism in Eukaryota, Viridiplantae, Streptophyta, Magnoliopsida, Gentianales, Rubiaceae. The record is from RefSeq and is a predicted model, not a curated record.